This is a messenger RNA of Scomber scombrus (Atlantic mackerel), 4576 nucleotides long. It is a transcript of the gene ppp1r21, whose product is annotated as protein phosphatase 1, regulatory subunit 21. The coding region runs from base 581 to 2938 and encodes 785 amino acids. Lineage: Eukaryota; Metazoa; Chordata; Actinopteri; Scombriformes; Scombridae. Gene Ontology annotation, cellular component: early endosome; membrane. The record is from RefSeq and is a predicted model, not a curated record. The transcript has 22 exons.
UUGUGGGUUGGAAAAAUGAAAGUGUUGUAGGGGAUGAAUGGAUUGUCAGGGAUGUGUCGCUAGCUCAGCAGCAGCCACACUCUCUCUUUAAUCAGAUUUUGCCGACGCAGCGGGUCUACACGGACGCUGUCAGACACCACUGACCUACAUGUGCCGGUCGCUGUAUCAGGAUUUGUUUUGCUACAUAUAGCCAGUUAGCUGCUAGCUGGUUAGCUAGUAGUGCUAACUUUUUAAAAAAAAGCAGUGCUGUCAAGUCGGAAUAACAUCCGGCAUCACAAAGUAGCAUUGGUUAUAUCAUAUGACUACCAGGACUUAAGACCGUCAUCCUGUCACAAUGUAUCCGAUGUUUUUUUCACCAAUUAAUGAAAUAAGCCGCCCUGAAAAAGAUUAUAAUAACAACAGCGGGCUUGCUAACGUGUGUUAGCCUGUUGACAGCUGAGCUAAGCUCCACCGUCAACAUUUAAAGCAGCUGACGGUGUGAAGAAGCGUUCUGAACCACCGUCAGCUAGGAAAACCUUACCAACAGUGAACACAUAGUAUUAAUAUCUUUUUAAUAUCGGCACUGACGUUUCCAGCGACAAUGGCUAACGUUACCGACCUGCAAACUAAAUACAGUAAGCUGGCACAGGAGUACUCCAAGCUCCGUGCCCAGAACCAGGUGCUGAAGAAGGCAGUCGUGGAUGAACAGGCCAACUCUACCUCCUUAAAGGACCAGCUGAAGCAGCGGGACCAGAGCCUGAGAAAGCAGGAGCAGGAGAUGGACAGUCUCAGCUUCAGAAACCAACAGCUGGCCAAGAGGGUGGAGCUGCUUCAGGAAGAGCUGGCUGUCAGUGAAGCCAAGGGCAGAAAGGGGAAGACUAAAGGAGAUUCCCCCUCACAGCAUGGCAUGCAGACCCAGAAUGUUUUUGAUGAGGACCUGCAAAAAAAGAUAGAAGAGAAUGAGCGACUUCAUAUCCAAUUCUACGAAGCAGACGAGCAGCACAAGAGGCAGGAGGGUGAGCUGAAGGCUCGGCUUGAGGAACUGGAGAAAGACUCUCAGCAGCACCAGGCUGUGGUGGACGGACUCACCUCUAAGUACAUGGAAACUAUCGAGAGGCUGCAGAGUGACAAGGCACGCUUAGAGGUGAAGGCACAGACUCUGGAGAGAGAAUCGAAAGAGUGUAGGUUGCGAACAGAUGAGUGUCAGCAGCAGUUGAGGCGAUGCCAGUCGGAACUCAACAGGCAGGUGAAGCAAAGCAGCAGUGUUAUCCAGGAGAAAGUGCCCUUCAAUGACACCAAAUUUAGUGACUUCAACAGUCUAAAUGUGCCACCACACAAUCGCAGGCAUCAGCUCAAAGCACGGGAUGUUGCAGGUCAGGCUUUGGGCUUCAUUCAGGACCUCGUGGCUGCUCUGCUGAACUUCCACUCGUACACAGAGCAGAGAGUGCACAUCUAUCCCUUGGACUCCUCUAUUGAGCAAAUCUCCCCUCUGAACCAGAAGUUUUCCCAGUAUCUUCAUGAAAACGCAGCCUAUGUGCGCCCCCUGGAGGACAGCUUCCUGCAGUUACACCAAAGCAUCACAGAGGACACCGUUACAGUGCUGGAGACUGUGGUCAAGCUGAAGGGAUUUGCUGAUAACUUCUCUUCGUACACCCAUUUUCUACAAAAGAUUCUUCCCUACCAGCUGAAAAGCCUGGAAGAAGAGUGUGAAGCACCUCUUUGUACUGCCGCCCUUCGUGCGAAAAACCAGGAGCUGCAGAAUGACAUGAAGAAAGUAACUUCUGUCUUUGAGAAGCUGCAGAACUACAUUAACCUUUUGGCCUUACCCAGUGUUCAGCAGGAUGCCAUGCCACAGAGCAGCACCUCCGCCGUCUUCACCCAGCUGGCUGCCUGCCUGCACAGUCUUCACGACGCCAUUAAAGAAAUGUCAAAGCACUACAACCAGAAGGCCGGCUUAGAGCAGGAGCUCCCAACUGUCACCCAGAAGCUCUGCACCACAACAGAGUGUCUGCUGGGAUCUUUGGGCUCGCUGAACAGCAGCACCGGCAAGAUCGCCACUUUUUUCAGCAACAACUUGGACUUCUUCACGUCAUCAGGCUACAGUCCAAGAGGCAGCACAGCAGCCCUCAACCCCUUGCAAGCAGAGAGCAUGCUGGCCAACAAAAAGAAAGCAGCUGCCUAUAUUCACGCUAUCAGAAAGACCAGGCCACAGUCUGUUCCAUACAGAGAAGCCUUAUCAAACCGUCGUAUACUCACCAGCUCCACCGAGAGUAGAGAAGGUCUCACUCAGCAGGUGCAGCAGAGCCAGGAGAAGAUUGCUCGGCUGGAGCAGGAGAAGGAGCACUGGCUCCUGGAGGCCCAGCUGGGGAAGGUGCGGCUUGAAAAGGAGAACCAGCGCAUUGCAGACCUGGAAACACAGCUCGCAGCAGCUCUAGGGGGAAGUCCAAACUCGCAAACAGCUGCAGCCGGUACACUCGCACAGAGUCACGAUGAAGCAGAUACAGAGCUGAAAGCUGCAGGAAAAGAGUCAACGCUGUGCACCAGCCUGGUCGGCAUGUUGUGCACAACACCCACAGUUGAGCAUGUGGGAGACGAGGAGUCCAGGGAGCAUCUUAUAAAGACUCACUACAUGACCAGAGUGGGGGAGCUCACCACUCAGCUCCAGAUUUCUGACAGUAAAGCAGUUCACUUCCACUCUGAGUGUCGCGCUUUGGCCAAGAGAUUAGCUAUUGCAGAGAAAUCGCGGGAGACGCUGAGCGAGGAGGUCAAACUGGCUAAUCAGAACAUCACACGCUUGCAGGAUGAGUUGGCUACGACUAAAAGGAGCUACGAAGACCAGCUGAGCAUGAUGAGCGACCACCUGUGUAGUAUGAACGAGACGCUGAGCAAACAGAGAGAGGAAAUCGACACGCUUAAACUGGGCAACAAGGGAAACGCCAAAAAGAACAAAGGUCGCUAGAGCUGCUUUCAAACACUGUGUUUCAAACACACUGGCUCUGUUUGGGAUCACAAGGGCACCCCGAAGGAAGAUGUGGACUGUGGAGCCUCCCAGCAGCGUCUUGGUACCAGUACCGCCACCGUCACCACAACCACAGGACGGUUACAAGAGCCUCAGAUUAUCAGGCAGCGGCAAUACAAAUGAACUAUGUGGGGGCUUGAACAUGUCUGACUGAAGUAGCUUCUUUUUUCCCCCUUUUUUCCAUAUCACAGCACCAGUUAUAAGAUAACAUGAUUUGCUAAAAAAAAAAACCUGUUGUGAAUCUGUAUCGGAAGCUGCUGCUUGACCUUUUGGUCAAAGCAGGCUGAGAGAGAAACAACUUUUUCCGCCCCAAAAGGGACAGAGGAAGAUAAACAGCUGAAACAGUUGAAGUCAUGACUUGAAGACCAAACCCUGUUGGUGUGUGUGUGUGUGUGUGUGUGUGUGUGUGUGUGUGUGUGUGUGUGUGUGUGUGUGUGUGUGUGUGUGUGUGUGUGUGUGUGUGUGUGUGUGUGUGUGUGUGUGUGUGUGUGUGUUUGCCCUGCUUAAUGUACAGUACGUGUGAGAGAAAUUGAAACUGCAUUCUUACUGCUUAUCUGUGGGAGGAGGCGAACUGAGUAAAUGUUGGUGCGGCUGUAUGUGUGCAGAGUGUCGUCUCAUUGUGUGACUGUGGCACCAGGCUUUACAACAUGUGAGUAUUGUUUUACACUUAGAUUUUCUUUUUUUUAGAUUAAAUUUGAGAUUAUUUGUGCAAGUGGUUGUGAGGGCCUGUAUGUCUAUAUACAGCAUAAUAUCCCUUCUAACACAUGCGUCACAAGAAGAAGGGCUUUACAACCUCUGAUGAACAACUAACAAGAGACACACUUGAAUUCAUUCCUCAUUGUGGAAAAUUUUAAGUGCUUUGGGGCCAGAUUAAAGAAAAGAUGUCUGCCUCUGAGCACUGAUUAACUGUGUUUACCUAGAAGAAAAGGGUAUGAUGGACAAGUCGGAGCUUGUGAAAUGGUGUCAGUUUGUCUGUGUGAAGUUAACUCUUAACACUAGUCAUUUUUAUCACCAAAGUAAGUGUGGAUGUGCACUCAGAAGCUUGGUGUAGCACAGCACACUCUAAACUUCAUGUUAUAUGGGUAAAAAGGGUUUAUUGUGAAUAUACACUCAUUUUAAAUCAAGAUAUAAUUGUACUGUAUGAUUUCUAAAUAUAUAUAUAUAGAUAUAGAUAUAUACAAAAAGGCAUUUAUUCAGAGGUUACAACAUUUUCCACACACUGCAAUCUGCAGCUACUUUUUGGGUGUCUCCUAUAAGGCUACAUUACUGGGAAAAGUCUGAGUGGUUGGCCAAUACUGUAACUGGUGCUUAGACAACCUGAUUCAUGAGUGCAGUUAAAGUUUACAAUAUACUUAGAACCUCUCUGGCUUGUACCAACAUGAUGAGCUGAUUGAGAAAGACCCAGCAGUCCAUUGAACCCUCUUGUUCGCCAGUCUACACCUGCCAGCAAACCUUUGAUCGCAAAGAUUUGCCAACGCCCCCGUAAAUUGAUCAAAAAGAAUACUUGUAUCCUCACAGUGUAACCUGUUUAAAAAAGCACAUGUUAAUAUGUGAAACAAAAUAAAAGCUUGCUCGACC